Molecule: messenger RNA, 2164 nt
Organism: Drosophila suzukii
Lineage: Eukaryota; Metazoa; Arthropoda; Insecta; Diptera; Drosophilidae
Source: RefSeq, a predicted model, not a curated record
UCAAUCGUAAGCGAAAUAUAAUGGUAAAAUUGAUUAGUUAUUUAUUGCUCUAUGGGCUGGUCGUUAUUUGUGCCUCAGAGUCUACAAGUCCUGAUGUCCUGAAAGGGCAUGGAUACCUAAGGCAUCUGCGGCCCCUGGCAGUGGAAUUCAUAGAGUACUUUCAAAAUUUAACUCUGGAGAGCUUGGGAUUAUCGGACUCCAGGUUGGCCAGUGUGGAUGACACAUUAUGUCUGGAGGAAAUGGAAGCACUUAUGAGUGCACUCUCAUCCGGCGAGUAUUGGGCAUUAAAAAUGAUAGAUUCGUGGGGUUCCAUUCCCUCGGGAAUAAUGACCGGGAACAACUUUGACCUUGGGAACUUUGAUGAAUGCCUUUCAAUAUAUCAAGUGAUCGGUAGUCGGAAAAUAAGUGGAAAGUACUGCUUCCUCAUAGCCAACAACUUAAGAAUUGCAACUUGUUUUCCUGCUUCAUGCUCUUCCACUCAAAUGGAACCCUUUGUGAAGGAAAUUUUGAAUAGAAUUCCUUACGUUAAUAGUGUCAAUAUAACUUUGAAGAUCAGCGAAGCGAGCUGCCAAACAAGUGAAAGUGACCCUUGGGAUGUACUGACUAUAUCCACCAUUGUGAUACUAUCUGUGAUGAGUGUCCUUGUCACAUUGUUUACAUUAUAUGAUUACUUUCUGUGCGAAGAUCAAAAUAAAAUUCCAGCCCUGGUAAAGGCUUUCUCAGCUCGGGCCAAUUCUCGCACUCUUUUUCGUAUAGUUCCGAGCAACUCGAACCCAAAUAUAAUAGAGUGCCUUCAUGGCAUCCGCUGUAUGUCACUUUUUUGGGUUAUCUUCUCUCAUGAGUUCAUAUAUGCUCUUACUUCACCCAACCUAAACAAGGCUGAUAUAUAUUCGUGGGCCGUGGAACGCUUUGCUAGUUUUGUGCUACAUGGAUACUUCACAGUAGACUCAUUUUUCGUUCUCGGAGGUUUAUUGGUAUCCAUGAUUGCUUUACGUUCUAUGGAGAAAUCUGGCGGAAAACUGAACCCGCUUCUUAUGUAUCUGCAUCGUAUAAUUCGCAUUGUGCCCGUCUUAGCGAUGGCCAUACUAAUCUACAUGAGAAUGAUGACCGUUGUCAGUGGUGGACCAAUGCUAAAAAAUGGGUAUCAUGGGAAAGAGAGUUGUGAGAAAGGUUGGUUCUUGACCAUGCUCUUCAUUCAGAAUUAUGCAGCACUGCACAUUUGCCUCGAUCACACUUGGUAUUUGGCGGUGGACAUGCAGCUGUUUAUUAUAUCACCAAUUCUUUUGAUUGCUCUUUAUAAAUGGGGGAAAAAGGCGGCUUCUGGAAUUGCUGUGCUUGUGGUGUUGCUAUCGGGUUGCCUUUUUGCCACUCAAAUGGUCAACAAAUACUCGAUGCUUGUUAAAAAUGGCGGUGACGAUGACGGGGUUCCCAAUAAGAAGCUGUACUUGGCCACGCAUGUUCACGCUGCACCCUGGCUGAUUGGAUUCCUAUUUGGGUAUUUUCUGCAUCUGAAUCGCAGCAAGAAAUUCCAGAUGCGCCCAUUAGUUGUGUGGACGGGUUGGAUCCUCAGCCUGGCGAUGCUCUUCACCUCGAUCUUCGCCCUUUAUCCAGCGGGUAAAUGGAGUGCUCCUCCGCUGUCCACUCUGGAGGAAUCUCUGUACUACACCCUCACCCGAGUCGCUUGGCCAUUGGCCAUUUGUUGGAUAAUCUUCGCCUGCAUGCAGGGCUAUGGAGGUCUGGCCAAUAGUUUCCUUUCCUCACCUCUGUGGCAGCCAUUUUCAAGGCUCUCCUACUCCAUGUAUAUCUGGCAUAUGUUCGUUCAGGAAAUGAACAGCAGAAGUGUCAGGACAAACACAUAUUUCUCCAGCUACUCUAUGAUGAAACAUUUCUGGUAUGAUUUUGGGUUUACUGCUCUGAUGUCCUACCUCUUGUACCUCAUCAUCGAAGCUCCUCUUUGUGGAUUUGAUAUUCUUCUGCGACCCCAGAGAAAUCCUCCUGCUGCUGAUCAACCAAAGUUAGUUUCUAAUCAGAAUGAUCUAGAAACAAGAAGGCCAAAAGAAUCAGAGCCAAUAACCGCCUCUGAUGUGCAAAAAUAACAUGUUAGCUUAAUAAAUAUAGUUUAUAAUGUGAUAUCUCAAGGAAUAAAGUAUUCAGACCUGUGUUU